CAUGCGCGGUGCGGGCUCGGGUGGCCGGGCUGGCGGCGGAGCGGAGAUCCGAGGCACUAUGCCGGGGAAACGCACUGCCAAGAAGAGCCUGGCGCUGGAAGAGGAGUCUCCUGGAAGGAAGAAGAUUAAAGUGUGCCACCCGUCCCACCGCACGCAGCCCGGGCUGGUGCUGACGCUGGGGCAGGGGGAUGUUGGCCAGCUGGGCCUGGGAGAGGACGUGAUGGAGAGGAAGAAACCAGCCCUGGUGUCGCUGCCGGAGAUGAUCGUGCAGGCGGAAGCUGGAGGGAUGCACACGGUGUGCCUCAGCCAGACAGGAAAAAUCUACACCUUUGGCUGCAACGAUGAGGGUGCCCUCGGGCGCGACACCUCAGCAGAAGGGUCCGAGACUAUUCCGGGGCUGGUGGAGCUGCAGGAAAAAGUGGUGCAGGUCUCUGCAGGGGACAGUCACACGGCUGCACUGACAGAGGAUGGCAGGGUUUUUGUCUGGGGCUCCUUCCGGGAUAACAAUGGGGUGAUUGGCUUGCUGGAGCCCAUGAAGACCAGCUCCAUCCCUGUGCUGCUCCAGCUCAAUGCGCCCAUCAUUAAAAUUGUCUCAGGGAAUGACCACCUAGUGAUGCUGACAGUGGAUGGUGACCUCUUCACAUGUGGCUGUGGCGAGCAGGGCCAGCUGGGGAGAGUGCCAGAGCUCUUUGCCAACCGAGGAGGAAGGAGAGGUCUACAGCGGUUGCUGGUCCCCCAGCGUGUCCCUGUCAGAGGCAAAGGCAACAGAGGCAAGUUGCGCUUCCAGGAUGCCUUUUGUGGGGCUUACUUCACUUUUGCCAUCACACAGGAAGGACACAUCUAUGGAUUCGGCCUCUCCAACUACCAUCAGCUUGGCACGCAGGGCACCGAGCCCUGCUUCUCCCCGCAGAACCUGACCUGCUUCAAGAACUCCACCAAGUCCUGGGUUGGGUUCUCUGGUGGGCAGCACCACACAGUGUGUGUCGACUCAGAGGGUAAAGCCUACAGCCUGGGCAGGGCAGAGUACGGCCGCCUGGGCCUCGGCGCUGGGGCAGAGGAGAAGAGCACACCCACAGCCAUCCCCGAGCUGCCCAGCAUCUCCUCUGUGGCCUGCGGGGCCUCGGUCGGCUACGCUGUCAGCAGUGACGGCCGAGCAUUUGCCUGGGGCAUGGGCACCAACUACCAGCUGGGCACAGGGGAGGAGGAGGACGUCUGGAGCCCUGUGGAGAUGGUGGGCAAGCAGCUGGAGAACCGCACAGUCCUGGCCGUGUCCAGUGGUGGGCAACACACUGUGCUGCUGGUCAAGGACAAGGAGCAGAGUUGAUGAAGCGACAUCUCAGCCGAGCCCAGUGGGAUGACGGGACCUGCACACACACCCCCCACCUUCCACUCGGGCCGGGUGACUGGUUUCCAGCUCUGGUGUCCCAUCACUGGCAGUGAGGAGGGCAGGAGGCUCCUGGAGCUGGGAGCAGGCUCCGUGGCUGGAGCAGGGCUCUUCAGGGGUGCUCAUGAUUUCUCCCUGCGUGUGUCUGUCUUCCCACGGUGCUCAGUGCUCUGUCAGCUCCCCCUGGGUUGGCUUGGUCCUAAAUCAAUCUCAGUGCUGUGGCUGGAUGGGUUUUCAAGUUCUUCUUGUCUGGUGUUUGAAGUAUUUCGUGGCCUGGCAAAGCUGAGGGCCUUGUUCUUCACUACACAGAAGGGUUUGAGCAUCAGGCUUUCCAGGGUCCCCAUUUUCCCCAUCUCUGGGUAUCCUCCAUCCCCAUAACCUAAACGUCUCUUACCUCUCCAGCAUGGAUUUGUCUGCUGGCACCCACUGAACCCCUCUGGGCUCAUUCUGGGGGGAGAUCCUUGCCCAGGGGAGCUCUCUCUCCUCACACCAGUGCUUGGUGGGGACGCGCUGCGGGGUGUCUGGGAGCCUGCGAGGGGGAAUGCUGCCGGACAAUACCCGUUCCACACUGUACACUGUGGCUGCUGGGAAAGGGAGGGGGAACUCCUGCCUCCCACCAUCACCACUGGCACAGCUGAGCCAACCUCCAGGCAGCGAGGCCGGGAGCAGGUUCCCCCCUUGCCUCCUGCCUGGGGCAGCCACCUCCAGCGCUGCUUUUUGCAGUCCCACUCUUGCUCUUUCCCAUUCCCUUUGGAAACCCAACAAAAUCCAUCCUACGGGUGGGGAUUUGGUUAUUUUAACUUGUUUUCCUCUUUAAUCUGCUGAGGAAGGAGCUGGAUUUGCUGUUAGGGACUUGCUGAGAAGACAACCAAAACACAGCUAUGCAUCGAAUCACUUGAAACAACGGGGCUCCCUCCCCAUUGCCUCCAGUCUCCAUCCACUGGUCUCGCUCCCUGUGCCCGGCCUGCCCCAUCUUCUCUUUCCAUGCUGCAUUCCAGGUACCUGGACUGAGAAGAGGGGUCUGCAGAGUUUCAAUUUUAUAUGUUAAGUUAUAGCAAUAGGAGGAAGCUGGGGUGGGGGGGCUGGGGCUUGUCCUAUGCUUCAGGAUAGGUUGGGGUUUUUUAAAGCAAAUUGUAUUUUGGUUGAUUGAGGAAGAGGGGAAAAAAAAUGUAAUCUUUUAACAUUUGGAAUAAACUGAGUUUUGAUAAA
This is a messenger RNA of Strigops habroptila (Kakapo), 2593 nucleotides long. RefSeq names its product regulator of chromosome condensation 1 (gene RCC1). NCBI's taxonomy places the organism in Eukaryota, Metazoa, Chordata, Aves, Psittaciformes, Psittacidae. The coding region runs from base 2 to 1324 and encodes 440 amino acids. The transcript has 10 exons. Gene Ontology annotation, cellular component: cytoplasm. The record is from RefSeq and is a predicted model, not a curated record. Gene Ontology annotation, molecular function: guanyl-nucleotide exchange factor activity.